Molecule: messenger RNA, 2133 nt
Organism: Trichoplax adhaerens
Lineage: Eukaryota; Metazoa; Placozoa; Uniplacotomia; Trichoplacea; Trichoplacidae
Exons: 19
Coding region: 1-2133 (710 amino acids)
Cellular component (GO): nucleus; cytosol
Molecular function (GO): GTP binding; GTPase activity
Source: RefSeq, a predicted model, not a curated record
AUGUUUCAGGCAUUAAAGAAGAUUGCUAGUAGAAGUACAAAUGAAGAGAAUCGCCCUACACCUCCAACGGGUGUUCAGGUCAUGGAUCAGACCUUGAAAAAGAAAUAUGCUCGUGGAGUACAAUAUAACAUUAAAGUUAUUAUCAAAGGUGACCGAAAUACUGGCAAGAGUUGCUUAUGGAAUCGAUUACAAGGUCGACCCUUCGCUGAAGGAUAUACACCUACCAACGAGAUUCAGGUUGCAAACAUACACUGGAAUUACAAAGCUAGUGAUGAUGUCGUAAAAGUCGAAGUUUGGGACGUCGUCGACAAAGGCCGUGCAAAGAAGAAAGCAAAUGCCAGUUUAAAAUUAACAAAUAAUGAAGUAGACGAUAAAGAUGAUACGAACGAACGAGUACUAGAUGCAGAAUUUGUUGACGUUUAUAAGGGAACGAAUGGCGUGAUUAUGUUAUUUGAUAUAACGAAGCCUUGGACUUUCCAGUACGUUGAAAGAGAGCUACCAAAAGUUCCUAAGCAUCUACCUGUUUUAAUCCUGGCGAACUGCCGUGAUAUGGGUGAUCAUAGAUUAGUUACCGAAGAAGAAGCUAUAGAAUGGCUGAGGCAGUUCGACGAUCGUGAAGACUCGGCCUCCAUUAGAUACGCCGAAUCUUCAAUGAAGAACGGAUAUGGACUCAAAUAUCUCUAUAAAUACUUUAAUUUACCCUAUUUGCAUCUGCAGAGAGAAACACUACUGAAACAAUUAAAAAUUAAUACUGAUGAUAUUUCGGUUAACAAUACAUUAUUUUUCCUGCUAAGAAAUUUUCCUAUAUCCCAACAUUCCCUUAGCAUACCUUUUAUCUUUUUCUCUAACGAAAUACAGGCUGCAAUCGAAGAGCUAGAUAUCCAUUUAGAAUCCGAAGAACAAAAUUAUAAAUUAUUUCUUAAGGAAAUAGAUAAAAAAGCUAAAGAUAGAACCCGUGUGGCUACUCCAGCGCAGCAAGAUCAAACUCUCAGCAAUUCAAGUACGAGAAAUCAAAGGAAGGAGAUUCCUAGUCAGCAGCCAAGUCCAGCCCCCGCAGCAGCAAGAGCAAACGUGGAAAAACCGACGCCACCUCCUCAAAAGUUGUCUCCGAAGCCUAAAGCGAAGGAGCUAUCUCAAAAUGUUAAUAAUAGUAAAACCAAUACUAACGUCACGACUAGUGAAGACAAUAAUACAACUCAAAAGUUAUCCCUGCGAGAGAGAAUGACAGCGAAAUUAUUUAAAUCCUCUCCCAAUCCAGCAGGCAACACAAAGACUGAUGGGCCAGCAAUUGUUAUUGAUAGGACUACUAGGCAAACUGGUGCAAAUGUUGAUAGUUUCAAACCGGAAGAUGACUUAGAUAACUCCUUCCUAGAAGAUUCUAAUAAAGUAACUGAAACGACAACUGUUCCGGUUCCCGUUGACAGCAGUGAUGAUGAAGCUGACGGUAAUCCUUUGGUUACUGCCGAUGAAGAUAUCGAUUUAGAUGAAUUCGUCACUGAAAAUGCUAAUGUCGCCAAUACUAGAGAAAGCGAUGACGACGAUUUUAGUGAUAGUGAUGAACCGGAUAUUGCAAAAGAUGAAGAUUUCGUUUUACAACCUGAACCAGCUAAAAAGACUGUUGUAAAAUCGUCGUCGAAAGGACCCUUAAAGUUUGAUUUAAAAUUCGAAUAUGAUACUCCAAAGACAUCGUCCCAACCCCGUUCACCUACUUCUCCAAUUUCCCAGGCAAGCGACACGACUGAUGGUACAGAACCUCAGUCUUCAAAUCUGAAUCUCGAUGACUGGCUAAAUGAUGAUGUGGAUUUAAAUGUCAUAAAAACGGAAGAUGAACCUACUAAAAGCAAGAAAGGAAAAGGAACUAAGAAGAGUAAAAAGAAUAAAGAUACUAUGGACUUUAGCUACCCUGAUAACGCUGCUUCCCCUACAACGCAAUCAUCUCCUAAAUAUCCUACUUCCCUUGAUGAAUUUUUACAACAAGAGGAAGUCCCUGAAAAUACAGAAGUUACUAAGGAAAAGAAGAAAAAGAAAAAGAAAAAAAGUCAAGGUACCGAAGACAGUCAGGACAAGGACAAAAAGAAAAAACAUAAAAAAAAGAAAAAGAAGUCAGAAGAAAAUGAUUAUGAUGAACUGUAA